AGUACCAGACCCCACCAUGGUCGCGUCGUCCCCACUUUCCGGCCGAGGGACAAAUUAUACGGGUCCCGGCUUUUAAGGGUACAAUGGCGACACUGGCACUAAACCUUUAGAGCUGUUAUCACCUAUUUAACAUGAAUGAUUACGAUCGUGUUAAUCAUUUUUUCUAAGAUUUACAUCCCGUGUAUUGAAAUCGCCAUAUCAAGAUUGACUAAGUUUCUUUGUUAGUCUAGCAGUCUAGCAUAUCUCCCUUGCUAUAGACUACCCCCUCCUUACUUCUGAGAACAGCAAAUUACAGACAAUUCUCUUAACUGAUGUUCCUUAACGAUGUGAUAUUUAGCGAUUUAAAUUUCCUUAUGAUAGAGCGAGUAUAGUUUUUUGAUCUUACUAAGCCCCGACGUCAUGCAUAACUCAUUGAUUCCAUCUAUACAUUAGUCGCAAUUGCUUGCCACAGCGAUACUCAAUUAUCGAGUGUCUUCCUUUCCUCCCUCUUUUCUGUUCGCCGGUUUCUUUAGAACUCAUCCUGGCUAUCAAAUCGUUCAGCGAAAAUGAUAAUACGCGGUAAGUAUAAGCACUGUCAGUGAAUAAAGAAUGCCAACUGAUCAAAGCGACUGAUAAACCUCAAUAGGAUAUAAUAAGCUAUACUCAGAGAAAUUUUAACCGAACGUUAGCGCAACAGUUAUUAGUAACGCGACAUGAGUUUCUUCUACUCCGGCGAUACGUCCAUCGGGCUAACGUCAAUUUAUAUGAAGCUCGUCGGUUUGUGGAUGGUCGCUAAUGGAGUCGAGAAACGCAUCAGGAAUAUCACGCUCAUUUACACCCUGUCUAUGUUGAUAUUCGCUGUCGCAGUGAUGGUGGUGGAUAUGUGCUAUUCAUGUGGCGAUUUCAGUGCCUGUGUUUUCGCCGUUUGUACUGUUUUGUCUUCGAUAGUACCAUUUAUCAAAAUAAUAAUCUUGUACAUUCAUAAAGACGAAUUCUUUCACUUGAUUUUGUACCUGGAACGAAACUUCUUGCACGCGGAUUACAACGAUUAUGAGAGGAAAAUUCUGUUUGGUUGCAAACGACAGUGCACCAUUUUAAUCUGCCUGUCCACGCUUCUUACUCAGUUUACCGUAAUUUGUUAUAUCAUCAAACCAAUUAUCGCUAAUAUUAGUAGAAACGAGACAGAGAAUAGAGUACUCCCAUUUAAUCUAUGGGUUGACUUACCGUUGACAGUGACACCGUAUUAUGAAAUAACGUUCUGCAUCCAGACUUUGUCGGCGUACCACGUCGGUGUAAGUUUUUUUUGCUUCGACAACUGUCUGUGCAUUAUAAAUUUGCACACGGCUAGCCAAUUUCGUAUACUCCAAUACAGAUUAGCCAAUAUGCCCGAUUUGAAAUGCGAGGGAAAACAGCAAAUCGAAAAAUCUAGUUCCUCUAAUUACUCGGAUAAUUGUUACAUUCUAUUUAAAAAGUACACGAGACAACACCAAGCGCUUCUAGCGUAUUGCGAGAUAAUCGAAAAGGUGUUCACUGAAAUUAUCCUGGCUGAACUGUUAACGUUCAGUUUGUUCAUUUGCCUCGACGGAUUCCAAGUACUAAUGCCCGGCGCAAGUUUGACCACGCGUUUCAUCUUUAGCUUUCAUUUAAUCGCCUGCUUGUGCCAGCUGUUGAUGCUCACUUACAGCUGCGAUCGCAUUAUUCAAGAGAGCGCGAACGUGCGUAUUGCAGUGUACAACGGACCUUGGGUAAAUUUGCCAUUGACAACCAGCGGAAUGCAAUUCCGAAAGGACUUAAUAUUUUUCAUUAUGAGAUCUAGCGAGGCUUGUUGCCUGACAGCUAAAGGAUUCGUCACUGUGUCCCUCGAAACUUACACUAAGGUGUUGAGUACCGCAGUGUCGUAUUUUACAUUGUUAAGCCAAUCGGAGGAGGCUUCUAGGUUGUAAUGUACAGAAUGCUACUUACACUUGCCGAUGAGUGCAGCCGUAUUAUAUGUUAAAUAGAGAUAUUAUUACUUGUAUUUAUUGUUAAUAAAUUCUCAAAGGGAAAUAGUUUUAUAACAACGUGGUUAUUGGUGAUCUUAAAAAUAUCUUGAGCACAUCCUAUCUCCUUCGUGACGUGAAUCACUAUUGUUCAACGCACUGUUCAAUUUCAAGUAACGUAGCGAACUGUAAUUCAAAUUUGCGGCCCAUUUACUUGUUAGUCUAGCAUAUCUCCCUCGCUAUAGACUAC
This is a messenger RNA of Ceratina calcarata, 2208 nucleotides long. RefSeq names its product odorant receptor 13a-like. The transcript is spliced from 6 exons. The coding region runs from base 693 to 1922 and encodes 409 amino acids. Lineage: Eukaryota; Metazoa; Arthropoda; Insecta; Hymenoptera; Apidae. The record is from RefSeq and is a predicted model, not a curated record. Gene Ontology annotation, biological process: sensory perception of smell; detection of chemical stimulus involved in sensory perception of smell. Gene Ontology annotation, molecular function: odorant binding; olfactory receptor activity. Gene Ontology annotation, cellular component: plasma membrane.